Messenger RNA from Kwoniella shivajii, 321 nucleotides. RefSeq lists its product as uncharacterized. The record is from RefSeq and is a predicted model, not a curated record. NCBI's taxonomy places the organism in Eukaryota, Fungi, Basidiomycota, Tremellomycetes, Tremellales, Cryptococcaceae. Bases 1 to 321 code for a protein of 106 amino acids. The transcript is spliced from 2 exons.
AUGCCUCGAUUCCUCGUAUACGCUCCCGAUUACCCUGAUCAUCUCGCUGAGAGAUUAGCUGUUCGACCUGAACAUCUCGAACGAUCAGCCAAGGACCCCAAAGGCUUGAUGGUCUACAGCGGUCCAAUCGCCCCCAGACCUGGAACAAAGCAAAGAGAUACUGCCCCCCCACCUGGACAACUUAACUUAGCUGGAAGUUUCAUGGUAUAUCAAAUGGAUACUCUCGAAGAUGUUUGGGCUAGACUCAAGGAAGACGUCUAUUGGAGAGCUAAUGUAUGGGAUAAAGAGAGACUUAUAGUAGAGGAAUUGUUGGAUGUAUAA